Aedes albopictus (Asian tiger mosquito) is the source of this 987-nucleotide messenger RNA. It is a transcript of the gene MED4, whose product is annotated as mediator of RNA polymerase II transcription subunit 4. The record is from RefSeq and is a predicted model, not a curated record. Bases 112 to 912 code for a protein of 266 amino acids. Gene Ontology annotation, biological process: regulation of transcription by RNA polymerase II. Gene Ontology annotation, cellular component: mediator complex; core mediator complex. The transcript has 2 exons. NCBI's taxonomy places the organism in Eukaryota, Metazoa, Arthropoda, Insecta, Diptera, Culicidae. Gene Ontology annotation, molecular function: transcription coregulator activity.
UUCGUUUCGCACUGCGUGCGUAGUUUUGCUUGUUCGCUUCAGAUCACCACAGUUUUUCAUCGAUUCCUCAUAGAUUUUCCCAAAAAAACACAGAUUUUUCAUCGCUGGACCAUGUCCUCGUAUCAUCUAAGCACCAAGGAACGGCUGCUGGCCAUCGUGGACGACAUUGAAAUCAUUUCCAAAGAACUAAUCGAGAACACCAUCGCUCCGAAGCAUCAGAAAAUGUCCAGCGCCGAUCAUGGGCAGCUGGUCGAGCUGCUAGUGUCCAAGGACAAGGAACUAAAAGCCACUCUGCAGCUGGCGGCGGAACAAGCCGGCAUCGAGAAGAAGAUGAACGGCCUGCGGGAGCAGGUCAAGGAACAAGACGAGGAAAUCAAUCAGCUGCAGAAGCAGCUCAAAGAAGCCGAACAGAUCCUGGCGACGGCGAUAUUCCAAGGACGCCAGAAACUGACCAGUAUUAACAAAGCCGCCAAGCGGCCGGUUUCCUCGGAAGAGCUGAUCAAGUUCGCUCACCGGAUCAGCGCCUCGAAUGCGAUCUGCGCCCCGCUAACGUGGCAACAGGGCGACCUGCGGAGGCCCUAUCCGACGGACAUCGAGAUGCGGUUGGGAUUCCUGGGCAAGUCGGACCUAAACAUCAACGGACACGGACAGAUGCCGAACAGCCAGAACAACAGUCUGAACGAGAUGCAACAAAGGAAUGCCGGGGCCGGUGCGGGAAGUGGAGUGGUCGACAUUCCGGCCUCGGCACAGAAUCAGUUCGCUUGGCAUCCGUCCGGCGAGUUGCAUAUGACGGUGGGUGCCGGCGCUGGAUCGGUUUCGCUGGAUACCCGGUCGCACAAGGACGCAUCGCAGGAUGAUGUUGAGGUCAUGUCGACGGAUAGUUCCAGUUCCAGCUCAAGCGAUUCGCAGUAAGAGACAGGUAUUUUUGUGUGCUUCGGUAUGAUUUUUUAAUAAAAAAAAAUAAUAAACUCAAUACUAUAACAUAAA